AUGCUCGCCGCAUCGAGCGUGCAGCGCGGCGCGCCCGAGGCGGUGCAGCGGCGGUGGCACUUGGGCGUGCAGAGCUCGAUGUCGCCGGCCGACAUGAUGCUCGAGAUCUUCCGCGCGCUGCGCGUGCUGCAGUUCGAGUGGAAGAUCGUGGCGCAGUACUCGCUCAAGUGCCGCCCGUGCACCGCGCGCACCGCGAGCGAGGGGAUGGGGCAGGAGCCGAUGACGCGCUUCAAGGUCAAGGUCGGCCUGCAGCUGUACAAGAUCCAGGAGGACUCGUACCUAUUGGACAUCCGGAAGGCAGACGCAGCCGAGGCGGCGAAGAAGGCCGAGGAGGCGAGGCUUCUCCAGCUUCUCGAGACGCUCACCGAGGAGAGGAUCCGGUUCGGCAUCACGGCGGAGAGCCAGGCGGCGGCGUCGGCCGAGGAUGGCAGCGGAGGCGGCCCAGCGCUCAUAGCGCGAGCUGCUCAGAAGAAGCGCGUGGCCACCACCCUGGGGACUCUCUGGGUGGAGCUUGGGAGCUUCCGUCGAGGACACGCUUCCCGCAGGGUCAUCAUGCACCGCUGA
Emiliania huxleyi CCMP1516 is the source of this 564-nucleotide messenger RNA. RefSeq lists its product as hypothetical. The transcript has 3 exons. The record is from RefSeq and is a predicted model, not a curated record. NCBI's taxonomy places the organism in Eukaryota, Haptophyta, Isochrysidales, Noelaerhabdaceae. Bases 1 to 564 code for a protein of 187 amino acids.